UGAACGCACCCAUUGGCUAAAUUAGUCAGAUUCUGCACAGACUGAUCUCUGUGAACGCACCCUCUAUCUUUGUAGGAAGUGACGUUCCAGGCAGGUAGAAUUCGACAAUUUGGAAGACAUGGAGGCUGGUGUUUACAGCCGACACUGACAGUUUACUCACAAGCCCAUAAAAAGGAAACCACGCGAAACGUGGACAUUUAAUUCAGCGAGGAGGUGAAUCAGAUUGACUGCGGGUGAAACCAUGGAGUCCAUGCUCAAUAAGUUCAAAAGCACGGUGACAAAGGUAACUGCAGAUGUUACCAGUGCUGUCAUGGGGAACCCUGUUACCAGGGAGUUUGAAGUGGGACGUCACAUUGCCAGUGGAGGGCCAAUGCUCUCCUGGAAGAUCUUCAAAGGCAUAAAAAAAUCCACCAAACAGGAAGUAGCAGUUUUUGUGUUCGACAAAAAAAUGAUUGAAAAGUAUCAGAAAUUUGAUAAAGACCAGAUUAUAGAUUCUCUCAAACGAGGAGUCCAGCAGCUUACAAGACUGCGGCACCCACGGCUGCUUACUGUCCAGCACCCACUUGAAGAAUCCAGAGACUGCCUAGCAUUCUGCACAGAACCAGUCUUUGCAAGCUUAUCUAAUGUUCUUGGACAGUGGGACAAUCUGCCAAGCCCUGUACCUACCGACAUUAAGGAAUAUAAGCUGUAUGAUGUUGAAACCAAAUAUGGACUCUUACAGAUUUCCGAAGGCUUGUCCUUUUUACACAAUGGUGUAAAAAUGGUUCAUGGAAAUCUUACACCUGAGAAUGUCAUCCUGAACAAGAGUGGAGCGUGGAAAGUCAUGGGCUUUGAUUUUAGUAUCUCCUCAUCCAAUCCGUCUGAACAAGAGCCAAAGUACUCCUGUAAAGAGUGGGACCCGAAUCUUCCAUCGCUGUGCCUGCCUAACCCAGAGUAUUUGGCUCCUGAAUACAUCCUCUCUGUGAGCUGUGACACAGCCAGUGACAUGUACUCUUUAGGAGUUGUUGUGUAUGCUGUAUUUAAUGAAGGAAAGCCCAUCUUUGAUGUAAACAAGCAUGGUAUUUUUAAAAGCUUCAGCAAACAGCUGGAUCAGUUGAGCCGUUUAAGUCAAACCAUCCUUCAGAAGAUUCCAGAAGAGGUUCGUGAGCAUGUAAAGCUUUUGUUGAAUGUAACUUCAACUGUAAGGCCUGAUGCUGAUCAGAUGACGAAGAUUCCCUUUUUUGAUGAUGUUGGAGCUACGACACUACAGUAUUUUGACUCGUUAUUCCAAAGAGAUAACCUGCAGAAGUCUCAGUUUUACAAAGGACUUCCAAAGGUUCUUCCUAAAUUGCCUAAGCGGGUUGUAGUACAACGUAUCCUGCCAGCUCUGACCUCUGAGUUUGUGAACCCGGAUAUGGUUCCCUUCGUCCUGCCAAACGUCCUGCUCAUUGCUGAAGAGUGCACCAAAGAGGAGUAUGUUAAAUUAAUCCUGCCUGAUCUCUCCCCAGUCUUCAAGCAACAAGAACCUAUUCAGAUUCUGUUAAUCUUUUUGCAAAAAAUGGAUUUGUUGCUGACCAAAACUCCUCCAGAAGAUAUAAAGAACAGUGUGCUACCAAUGGUUUACAGAGCUCUGGAAGCACCCUCAAUUCAGAUUCAGGAGCUCUGUCUAAACAUCAUUCCUACCUUUGCAAACCUGAUAGAUUACCCAUCCAUGAAGAACUCAUUAAUUCCAAGAAUUAAACAUGCGUGUUUACAGACAUCCUCUCUUGCAGUCCGUGUAAAUUCCCUGGUCUGUCUGGGCAAGAUUUUAGAAUAUCUUGAUAAAUGGUUUGUAAUUGAUGAGAUCCUGCCAUUCCUGCAGGAAAUUCCAUCUAGGGAGCCUGCUGUGCUUAUGGGAGUUUUAGGAAUCUACAAGUGUACGUUUACUCAUAAAAAGUUGGGGAUUACCAAAGAACAACUGGCUGGGAAAGUCCUGCCCCACCUCAUCCCGCUCAGCAUUGAUAACAACCUCAAUCUCAGCCAGUUCAAUUCCUUCAUGGCAGUAAUAAAAGACAUGUUGAAUCGAAUAGAAGCAGAACACAAGACCAAACUUGAGCAAUUGCACAUCAUGCAAGAACAGCACAGGGGAAUGGAAAUUUCCAGUACAAUGAACAAAACCGAAGCGCCUCAGUCAAAUCCAGUUAAUCAGAUUGACAACAUAUUUGGGUCAAAUUCUGUAAGUGGAGGAUCUGACGGGAAAGAAAAUGGAUCUACGGCAGUAGCACCACAACCAUCAAGAGUAUCUCUAACACUGGAGGAAAAACAGCGGUUAGCAAAGCAACAGGAGCAGACUCUGAAACUGAAGAAUCAGAAGCCUCUUGCUCCCUCAAAUGUGACAACAGCAGCUUCUAUAAAACCAACGAAGGAUCUGACCAGCACCCUUCUAGACAGCAUGUCGUCUAUGGGGAACCUGUCUCUAAGCACCAGUAAACCAGCCCCCUCCACAGGAUUCUCCACCGUGUCCUCGAUGGGUACUAUGAGUACGAUGGGAAACAUGAGCAAUGGUUUUAAUUCUAGCAUGGGAUUCCAGCCUUCUGCCAUGAACAUGGGAAUGUGCACCCCCAACCCCAGCAUGUACAGUGGCAUGGCUACGACAACAAGCACACCCAAUUUCAACACCAUGGGUGGGUUAAGUCAGCCAGGUACAGUGGGUGUGUUGCAACAAAACAAACCUGCAAACAUGGUGGCUCUAGAUUCUCUCUUUGUAUCCCAGAAACACAAAGUAAGCUUGAACCAAAUGGCACAGAAACCUGCCCCACCAGCAGCUGCCCCCAGCCCAUGGCUGAACCAGUUUGGGCAACCCCAAGGACCACAGACCAUGAACAUGCCCAUGGCUCCAGUGCAACCCGGGGUGACGGGCCAGGCAGGCUUUGGAAUCCAGGCAAAUCCAUUCUUUAGCCCUCAGAACUUCUCCCAGCCCGGCAUGCCAAAGAACACAAUGAAAAGCAGCACCUCUGUAAACAAUGACCUGAAAGACCUUUUUGGCUAGAACAUUUUUUUAAAAAAAAAUUUAAAUUUUUUUUAUUUUUCCUUCAAUCAUUAACAGAGAAUUAGAUAAUCAGAAUCAGGGGUGAGCUGAAAUGACAUCUACCAUAUCUGUUGUAUUCUAUAUUACUAUUAUUAUCAUUUGUAUGCCGUAUCUAGGUUUGCCUGUUGAUGUGGACCUUAAUAUGUUUUAUUCCAAAAAAUAUAUAUGUUUAGUUACAUUAAUUAUAACUUAAUAAUGGAAUAUCCUGAGCCUCUUGACAUUUUUAUAAUAAACAUGUAUACAAUUUAUGACAUAAAACUUGUUAAAGCACUUUUAAAAAAUAUAUACAGUUAUGUGUAUAAUAACUGGAUGUUUCCCCUGUGUUUUCAGUCCUACAAUACUGCUUUUAGUUUUAAUUGGCACAGCAGUACACUGUGCAGACAGGCAAACAACAAUUUUAAUGUUCAACAGCAGAAAAUGGCAUCCACUUCUGGAAACGUUACAAAGGAGUAAAACUUCAGUUAAAAUUGUGUUUAUAGUUUUGAAUAACAGCACCUUUUAUUAUAAACACUGCAAGAAUGUUACUCUUUAGAUACUGUAGCAAUGAUAGAAAUACUUUAAAGCAGAUUUCAGCACAUCCAUGAUACUAUGCAUUAUUGAUCUGUUUCCAGCUUUGGGAUUUCAGUUCUGAUUCAGGUGAUUUAAAAGUCUUACUGAACAGGCUGUUGAGUCUAAAACACAGUGCAUUGUUGUUUGUAUUCUUGCAAUAUCUUGUUCAACAUAAUCGCGUUUAUUUUUGUAUUUAUUAGCACAUCCCUGGUCAGUCCACAACGGAUUGCUUCGGGUCUUCCUGUCAAAAUGUCUACUGAAUUGGCUGCUAAAAUCCAACCUGUUCAAUUAGAAACAUUUCAUUGGUUCCCGGUUCCUCUCCCAAAGUUCAGCAUUUUGAUUGGUUCCUCUACCCUACUUGCUCGCUUCGGCACAGGUUCAGAGAGGCAGGAACAGGUUGCUAACUGACCAGGGAUAUGUUAAUACAAGUAUCAAAACAAUUACGAUUUUAUGUUAAAAGAUAUUGCAAGAAUACAUUCAGCAAAGCUGAAAGCUAGGGAAAGUAAUGUGUUGUGUUUUAAACUAUACAGCCUGUUCAGUAACACUAUCAGAAUACUUUGCAAUCAUUUUUUUUUUCUUGUUGGUUGCUGCUCAAGAUACCACAGAGCCUUAUGCUAUGAAUGUGAUACAAGUUUUGAACAUACAAUGUUUUUAUGAAGCAGUCGUGCUACUGAGGUACAGAUUGUAAUUGGUGUUUAUUGAUUUUUGUGGGAAAACCGCUGCAUUACUCCCAGUUAUGCUGCUUUGGUUAAAUAACUUUUUUUUUUUUUUUUUCUCGGACCUGGGACCAGAUGGCAUUGCUAUCGAAUGCCUUUGUUUCAAAGUUGAAUUCUAAAUCUGUAAAAAUGUAUUUGCCUUUAAGAUAAAAAAUCUGAUAUUUUCCUACUAUAGAGCCGUAGUAGAAAUGAUCAUGCUGAUCUUUUUGAUGUGCUCAGAUGAUAUAAAAAUUAGUUUCAUUGUACAUAAUCAGUUGCUUAGGAAAUUGAAUAGGCAUUGUUACUGUUCAGUUCUUUCCACUUUUAACACUUUCUAAGUUUCCCAUGCAGAGGAAAUUAGAAGGAGAAUGUACAUUAUCUGUCCAGAUGUAAUAAAGUACUAAAAUAUAA
Acipenser ruthenus (sterlet) is the source of this 4701-nucleotide messenger RNA. Its product is annotated as SCY1-like protein 2. NCBI's taxonomy places the organism in Eukaryota, Metazoa, Chordata, Actinopteri, Acipenseriformes, Acipenseridae. Gene Ontology annotation, molecular function: protein kinase activity; ATP binding. The transcript is spliced from 18 exons. Bases 242 to 3007 code for a protein of 921 amino acids. Gene Ontology annotation, biological process: protein phosphorylation. The record is from RefSeq and is a predicted model, not a curated record.